Anopheles marshallii is the source of this 1542-nucleotide messenger RNA. RefSeq names its product serine/threonine-protein kinase pelle (gene pll). Gene Ontology annotation, biological process: protein phosphorylation; signal transduction. Lineage: Eukaryota; Metazoa; Arthropoda; Insecta; Diptera; Culicidae. The coding region runs from base 1 to 1542 and encodes 513 amino acids. The record is from RefSeq and is a predicted model, not a curated record. The transcript has 4 exons. Gene Ontology annotation, molecular function: ATP binding; protein kinase activity; protein binding.
AUGACAACGCCUUACGGGCGGCAAACAAUGGGCGAAAGUGCGGCGGAAAAUGGUGCCAAUCUAUCUAACUUUAACUACAUCUACGACAUUCCAAGGAUGGAGAAAAAACGGCUUGCUGCGCUGCUGGAGAUCAACGACAAGUGGUACGAGCUUGGACUGAAACAGAUGGGAUACAGUAGCGCCGACCUGGAUGGUACACAACGGUGCUGUCAACGAAACAAUCGAUCACCAGCGGAAGAUUUGCUCGAUAAAUGGGGCAAUUACAACCACACGAUCACGGAACUGUUUGUUGUGCUUUCGCGCGAGAAACUAUACAGCUGCAUGGAAAUCAUCAAACGCUAUGUUCAUCCGCGAUACCAUGUGCUGAUAAAGCAACAGCCCCGAGGUGAUGGGCGACUUUCACCUGCCAAUGAGAUGGGUACAUUUUCCGGUGCGGAUGUAAAAACCGAACCGAAACUACCAAACGUCCACUGUGGCCCAGAAGCAAAAGAGGUGAACGAUGGAGCUAACAAGAAAGCGAACGGUAAUCCGGUCGCGCCGAAAGCUCCCCAUGGAAUGGCCGCCAAGAAUGAAAGCAAUCCGUUAAAUUCGAAAGAAAAUUCCCCUUUCGCCAAUGAACUGGCGGAUCUGUCCAGUUUAAUACCGAAAAUUAGCUACGAUGAGCUGACGGCUGCUACCGAAAAUUGGAGUGAGCGGAACAUCCUCGGCAAGGGUGGCUUUGGAACGGUGUAUCGAGGGUUCUUCAAACAUACGUACAUGGCAAUCAAAAAAAUCGACUGUAGCAAGGUUAAAACGAGCGAGGCGGAGCGUAUCCAGCUGCAACAAAGUUUCAACGAGCUGCGUUUCCUUAAUUCCUGUCGCCAUGACAACAUUGUGCCGCUGUUCGGAUACAGUUUAGAUAAGGAACCCUGCUUGGUGUACCAGUUUAUGCAGGGUGGUUCUUUGGACAAAAGUUUGUUUGCACGUCGACCCGCACCUACAUUGACGUGGAAGGACCGGAUGAACAUCGCGCUAGGAACCGCAAAAGGCCUCCAGUACCUUCACACCUUUGCCGAGAAACCGUUUAUACACGGUGACAUCAAGCCGGGCAAUAUACUGUUGAACGAAUACAAGCAACCACGCAUCGGUGACUUUGGUUUGACGCGCGAAGGAGCGCUGCAAGAUUCGGCUAUCGUUGUGACGUACCUGUACGGUACCAGGCCAUACAUCCCACCGGAGUUUCUCAGACACCGGGAGCUAACCACCAAGGUAGACACGUACAGUUUCGGGGUAGUGCUGUGCGAGAUCGGGACCGGUUUGCGGGCGUGGGACGAACGGCGAACGGAUAAACAUCUGAAGGAGUACAUUACCCGGGCGGUGCAAGAAAAUAUGGACGUUACGCAGCUGAUGGACAAAUCGAUACCGAUCGAUUCUGCUACGGAUAAUUUGUUUUGCUUGCAAAUACUCAGAGUGGGCCAUCUGUGCACGAACGAUGAUCCGCGACAGCGACCAGAUAUGGUGACGGUGAUGUUGCACCUUAGUAGCGCAUUAGGGAGGGUUUGA